Messenger RNA from Hemibagrus wyckioides, 3091 nucleotides. RefSeq names its product solute carrier family 13 member 5b (gene slc13a5b). The record is from RefSeq and is a predicted model, not a curated record. Gene Ontology annotation, biological process: monoatomic anion transmembrane transport; citrate transport. Gene Ontology annotation, cellular component: membrane. Bases 73 to 1893 code for a protein of 606 amino acids. NCBI's taxonomy places the organism in Eukaryota, Metazoa, Chordata, Actinopteri, Siluriformes, Bagridae. Gene Ontology annotation, molecular function: succinate transmembrane transporter activity; sodium:dicarboxylate symporter activity; citrate transmembrane transporter activity. The transcript is spliced from 11 exons.
CAAGUUUCCAAGUUUUAAAAGUCUGACAGUGUGCUGCUUCUUUACCCCACUUCUCUCUUCAUUCAUCUGGAGAUGUCACGCAUCCUCAAAUCCAUCUGGACCUUAAAGAAUGGCAUAGUUCUUUUCUUUACACCUCUAAUACUGCUUCCACUACCACUGUAUGUGGGUACAACGGAGGCCAGCUGUGCUUAUGUGAUCUCACUGAUGGCAGUGUACUGGUGUACAGAAGCUCUCCCACUGGCUGUGACUUCCCUGCUGCCUGCUCUCCUCUUUCCUCUGUUCGGCAUCAUGAAGUCAAAACAGGUAUGCAUUCAGUAUCUAAAGGACACUAAUAUGUUGUUCGUGAGUGGCCUAAUGGUGGCCGUAGCUGUUGAGCACUGGAACCUACACAAACGCAUUGCUCUUCGUGUGCUGCUCCUCGUAGGAGUGCGUCCAGCACUGCUAAUGCUAGGGUUCAUGGGUAUUACAGCCUUCCUCUCCAUGUGGAUCAGUAACACUGCCACCACGGCGAUGAUGGUCCCCAUAGUGCAGGCAGUCCUGGAACAACUGAACAACCAGGAAAUUGAAACAGUCCCGCUGAACUCCAGCAUGGAGCCAAACCAGGCACCAGACACACAAAACAAUGAGUUGGCUAAACAAAAAGAUGGGCAAGCAGUGGUGUUAAGUGGUCUGAACAUGUCAAGUGAGGCUACCAGGCAUAUAGAAGCAGCAGAGAGAAAACAGAUAUGUAAAGGCAUGACAUUGUGUGUGUGCUAUGCUGCCAGCAUCGGGGGAACAGCCACGCUGACAGGCACAGGCCCUAAUCUUGUACUCAAGGGACAAAUGAAUCAACUGUUUCCACAGAAUGGUGACGUCAUCAAUUUUGCAUCCUGGUUCGGCUUUGCGUUUCCAAACAUGAUCCUGAUGCUAGCUUUAGCCUGGCUGUGGCUGCAGUUUCUUUUCAUGGGGUUCAACUUCAGGAAGACAUGGGGCUGCAAGGCAGUGAAGACAGAGAAAGAGAUUGCGGCGUAUAAUGUAAUCAGAGAGCAGCACCGGCUCCUGGGACCCAUGACAUACGGAGAGUUCAGUGUGUUGGCUCUUUUUAUUCUUCUUGUGAUCCUGUGGUUCACCAGGGAUCCCGGAUUUGUGGCUGGCUGGGCCACACACACGUUCAACUCAGAAGCUGAGUAUGUGACGGAUGCCACGGUGGCAGUUCUCAUCGCUGUGCUUCUUUUCAUUCUGCCCUCAACACCACCAACCCUUUGUUGUUGGCCACCUGCUAGUCCUGGUCCAGGUGGGAGACACCUUACUACACCGAAAAUGAUGAAUUAUAAAGUGUUGUGCAUGUCACUCACUCAUAGUUUUGGCUGUUUGUCUCUGGGUAUCCCCAUGCCAGCUCUGCUUACAUGGAAGGUAGCUCAGAGGAAAAUGCCCUGGAACAUAGUUCUGCUCCUUGGGGGAGGAUUUGCACUGGCCAAAGGGAGUGAGGAAUCAGGUUUGUCCAGAUGGAUGGGGAAUCAGUUAACACCUCUGCAUAGUAUUCCUCCUUGGGCCAUUGCCGUUGUCCUCUGUCUUGUGAUAUCCACUUUCACUGAAUGCACCAGCAAUGUGGCCACAGCUACCCUCUUCCUACCGGUUCUGGCUUCUAUGUCACACUCCAUUGGAAUGAACCCCUUGUAUGUCAUGGUGCCCUGCACACUCAGUGCUUCUUUUGCCUUCAUGUUACCCGUGGCAACACCCCCCAAUGCGAUUGUAUUCUCCUAUGGCUACCUCAAGGUUUCGGACAUGGCAAAGGCCGGCAUAAUGAUGAACAUUAUAGGGAUCUUCUGCAUCACACUGGCCAUCAACACCUGGGGAAAGGCAAUGUUCCAUUUGGACUCUUUCCCUACAUGGGCCAACAACACAGGCUUGUGAAAGCCAUGACAGACGCAAGUGAAGAGACCAAGCAAACUGUUCUCCCCAAAUACCAUUACACAAAUCAUGCACCAUGACAGAGCCCAAACGUGGGUUUUUCAUCCUCCAUCUGUAAUGGGCUAGCAAUGUAUUUUGUUUUGUUAUGGUUUUCUACAUCGCCUAUUAUUAACACAAAUGGCCUGAUUCACUAUAUGCCUUUAGGCAUGUUUUCAUCUUCAUUAGAAAUCAAAGUCCAAGUCAUUGAUGCCAAGGUUUGAAUGGUGUUUCCAUAACUAUAAUGCGUAUUUAAGGUAACUAUGGAUUACAUUUGAGAAGAAAACAGUCAUUAAAUUUCAGUCUAUCUGUCACCAGGGAAGUGCAAUUAUAAUUAUGAGUCUUGUGUUUACUAAGUUUUUUUAGACUAAGAUUCAUUUGCCAGCAUAUGCUGUGUAUAAGCACAUGUUUGUUGCUUCUGGUUUUAAUAUUAUUAGGUAUUAUUAGUCAUAUUUAUUGAUACAAAAACAUAGCUUAUAUUUAGUACAGUUCAAUUUGAUAUUUUAUUGUUCACAUUGUUAUAAAGGAUUUAUUGCUUCGAACAUAGUUACAAAUCCCAAUGAGGACACUUUUUCUUGCCAGUUUGAAUGAACCCAGUGCUCAUCUUUGCCAUCAGCAUAUUUUUCUAAGCAGCCUAACUAAAGCAGCCUAAAUACUGACACCAUGGCUUACGACAUUCCAGCAGUAUACGUGUUUGUUUUCCAAAACACUGUGCUAUUUUUAUGUGCUGUAUAAUAUUGUAUACUGUUUUGUAUCAGACAAAUAAAGUCUGUAGGGUAUUUAUUUUGUAUAGUAGACCCUACCAAGGUCUCAGCUUGGGAGAAUGUGACCUGUGUCAACAGGGUUAGUAUGUUUGUUAAAAGAAAAGAAAAGAAAAGAAAAGAAAAGAAAAGAAAAGAAAAGAAAAAAUGAAAUUGAAAUUUGAUUUUAAGUUUUGUAAAUUUUUGUCAAGUUUGAGUUUAUCUAUCAAAACCUUGUGUUUAAUCACAAAAAAACAAACAUAUUGAGUCUUAAAAGAAAAGAAUCACUUAAUAAAUAAAAUCUAUAGCAAUAAAAUCUAGUUUAUUGACUGGCACUUUAAAGUGAUGCAGUAAGUUAGGGUAUAUAAAAGAAAAAUGGAUUUCCAUUUCUGUAGCAAGAUCUUGAAUAAAAACAGACAAUAACA